This is a messenger RNA of Uloborus diversus, 4424 nucleotides long. Its product is annotated as KN motif and ankyrin repeat domain-containing protein 2-like. Lineage: Eukaryota; Metazoa; Arthropoda; Arachnida; Araneae; Uloboridae. The transcript is spliced from 14 exons. The record is from RefSeq and is a predicted model, not a curated record. Gene Ontology annotation, molecular function: protein binding. Bases 166 to 3387 code for a protein of 1073 amino acids. Gene Ontology annotation, biological process: negative regulation of actin filament polymerization. Gene Ontology annotation, cellular component: cytoskeleton; cytoplasm.
AUAUGUUAUCAGUUGUAUUGUGGUGCGGAUGCUUAUUUGCGCGAAGAAAGUUUUCUCAACUGAAGUUUUCUCUAUCGGUUUCAUGUACAUUGCUUGAAGAAUGUUUAGCUUGUCUCGCCCUUGAAAAAAUAUUAUUUUGAAGAAUAAGCUGCUCUUGACAAAUUCAUGAUUAUCUCUAUGCCUGGCGUAGAUACCAGACAUACGAUGACACCUUCAACAGAAUGCUCCUGUUGUCCAUAUGGAUUUCACAUUGACAGAGAUUUUGUUAGAUACUGUGAUUCCUUAUACAACAGUACUCAACUGGAUAAAUUACGCCAACAUAAGAGAGAAAGAAGAAAAGAAAAGAAAUCAGUGGAGUCUUAUUUGGGCCUUGGGCGAAUAUCACCAUUUGAGCAAAAUGAUAAGAAUCAUCAUCAACAUGCAAUUUUACCGAGUACUACUACUGAUACUGCUUCAGCACAAAAUUUCUAUUUGCACAGCGAUGGUUUGAAAGAUGCUGUAGUUGAUUUUGAAGAUACUUGGCAGAAAACCUUAAGGAAAGGGCCCAGUUCUUCAAUUGGUAAUGAUAAAAGUAAUUACUACAAAACCAGAUUUGAAACUGCUACUACAGAACAGAAUUUAUUUCCUGUUAAAUCUUCAGGAGAAAUCAAAGAAUCGCAUUCAAUACCUUGUGUGAAAUCUAGAAGUAGUUCAACAAGUUCCAUUUCAUCUCAUUCCACUGCAGUUUCAAACACUAGUGCACUUGGUUACUUUGAUGGUUUUUCUAGAGCAUCUGAUGUAGAUCAAUGGAAUAAUUCAAGUUUGUCAAAAUCUUCUGCAACAUUACCACACACAAUGGGAAUACAUAAAUCAAUGCUCACAAAUAUCAGAGAACAAAUGGCUUCAAGUUUGUGCCGCAUGAAAGAGUUAGAAGAUCAAGUUAAAUGUAUCCCUAUUUUACAGGUAAAAUUGUCUGCUUUGAAAGAAGAAAAAAAAGCCCUUUUAAAGCAGCUAAGUUUGAAGGAAAGUCUAGAUUCUAAAAGCAAGACACUGAAAUUUAGAGUUGACUUGGGAGUACAGUUGAAGAAAUUGGAAAAUCAAGGCAUUAUGUCUCCAACUAUGUCUAGAAAGUUUCUAAUGACUAGUCACAGCUUAGAUGAUUUAUCUUCUCCUGCAAUUGCCUCAUCUUUAGAUGCCACAUUGUCAAAUCAAAAUUCAGACAGAAAUGCACCCUUUAAAAAAGUGGAAAUUUCCCAUGAAAACAUUUCAGUAAAAUCAAAGCAAUUUAAAAGUAUAGGCACAUCAUGCUCUGUUUUAACUAGAGAUAUUGGUGUUGGAUACGUUCCCUGCAAAUUUAAGUCUGUAGCUGUAGGCUGUGAUUUUUCAGUUAGUGAUAAUUUGAAAUAUUUCAAAUCACGGUGUUUAGAAAAAAGUAUUAGUGUGUCCUCUGAGUCACUGGACAGUGAUUUAGAUUCUCUUGGAGGUGUAAGUAAUAUUGAAAAUUCUAUUCCCCAGUAUUAUGGAACUGUGAAUGGACAAAUAAUAGUGCCACUUGCUACUCUUAAACCAUCAGCUACAGUUGCUCCUUUAAAGUGUUUUGUUGAUUCAUCCACAAAUACAGAUGUGAAAUACAUUAACAAAAGUAUUAACACAGAAAAUGCUGAAUCAAAAUUCAAAGAUUUAAGAAAUAGUGUGACAUUUAAAAAUAAAAGCAUACUUGCAGUUCCAUAUGUGUGUGCCAAAUCUGUACAAGCAUCAGAUGUAAAAUUCAGUAAAAGUGUUGGUGUUCAAGUAUUCUUAGAGGAAAAUAUAAUCAAAAACAAAACAAAUGGAGAUUUCCAUUCUUUGACUCGUUCUAGUAUGAGUGGAGGUGACUUAAGUAUUAAUAAUAGUCGUCUUAGUUGUGAAAAUACCAAAAAAGCAACUGCAGUUGGAGACUAUGAUGUAAGAGUUUCUUUGUGUGAUAAAUGUACAUCUGUUCAAACAAUUUCCACUGCAUCUGGACCAAAUCAUUCCUAUAAUGCUUCAACCCUUUCUUACUGUGAUAAAUGUCAACAAGAAAAAGUAUUUCAAAACCAAAGUGAAUCGAAGUUUAAGACAAUUGGUAUCAAUACUAAUAUGGAACUUCCUAGUAGUUUAAAUGUUUCAAAUAAUGAUAUUCAAAUCUGUGAUAAAUGCAGUGCUACUAUUCAGUGUGUAGCUAAAGAUCUUGCUGCUGAUACAGUGGACUCGAAAAUUCCGAAACUCAAUUUAAGUUUUACAUCAUCUAAAAAUAUAAAUAAAAUGUCUCUGUCCAAACCUAAAACUCAAUCAGUAAAGCCAUUACAAAUAAGAAGAUCAAGCAGAGAGAAAACAUUUCAAGCAAAUUUUAUGGAGAAUAAUGCACAAGGGCAAGAUGAAAAACCUCAUGAUCAAAAAAACUAUGCGGAUGAAAAAACAAGUGAAGACAACAGUGAAAUAGAAUUGAUGUCACCUGUAACUGAAAUACUGCCAGAUUUUACAGAUUUACCUGCUCUUCCGCGAAAAAAAGUGCAACUGGGUAAAGAAAUCCUUGCUGCAUGUAAAGUUUUGAAUGAUAAUCUUCAGAAACCAGAAGGUGGAAAUGAAAAAAAAACAUUAUCAAGCUUGAACAUCAUCCAAAGAGAAUGGUUUAAAAUUGCUAAUCAGAAGAAUGCUGAUCCUCUGCUCAUAGAAGAUUACUUGGAUGCAUUUGAAGAAUUUUCUAAGCUACUAUUGCAUCGCAUAGUGAACCUUUCUGAUACUAAUGGCAAUACAGCUCUUCAUUAUGCUGUUUCUUAUGGAAAUUUUGAUGUUGUAAGCAUUUUGAUAGAUUCUAAAGUAUGUGAUGUUAAUAAGAAAAAUAAGGCUGGUUAUACUAGCAUAAUGCUAGUUGCUUUAGCAGACAUGAGAAGUGACACACAUCAUUAUGUUGUGCAAAGACUUUUUAGUAUAGGAGAUAUAAAUGAAAAAGCAACACAGAAUGGACAAACAGCACUCAUGUUAGCUGUUAGCCAUGGUAAAAAAGACAUUGUAAAAAUUUUACUUGACGUUGGGGCUGAAGUGAAUCUGCAAGACAAAGAUGGAUCUACUGCAUUAAUGUGUGCUGCUGAACAUGGUCAAAUUGAAAUUGUAAAGCUUUUGCUUUCACAUUCUGACUGUGACCCCACCAUUUUAGAUAAUGAUGGCUGUAAUGCUUUAACUAUUGCUAUGGAAGCAGGACAUAAAGACAUUGGGCUCUUGAUUUACACUAAUAUGAACUUUUCACGGGGAAAUUCUCCUUAUUCCACUCUUAAGUCUCGGAAAAGAUCAACACCUCCUCCUAGAACUCCAACCCUACGUACACCACCACUACCCAGUCCAUCAGCAAGAUCAACAAGUUCUUUAUCAUCAUUCCAGUUUCUCAAUUGAUGCAAUUAGUUGCUUCAGACAGUUAGUCAAUUAUUGGUGUCCUCCAUCUUUUAAAGCCUUAAUUGUUCAACAUUUUGAAGACAAAUGUACAGAUAUUUUUAAAAGUUAGCUUUUUUUGGUAACUUAUGUCUGAUUCAGUGUUAUUGUGCAGUAACAAAAGAAUUUCACCCUAAAUUAUAGGGUUAAGUUUAGUAAUAGCAAAAUCAAACUUAGAUGGUUGGUUUUGGAUGCAUUUUGAUGAUAAUUAUUUCUUUUAGUUACUAGGUUCUGUUUUCCCAGCAGUUUAUUUACUUUUUUCUCCCACAUUCAAAUAUUUUCAUCAACAUUAUGGUGCUUAAUAUAUAUUUUAUGAACUGAAUUAACAUUUGCAACUUGGAGAGAGAGUUUAAAAUCGUUGAAUUCUUAAAUAUCUACACACAAAUUGCUUAAUCCUUGUUGUUUUUGUAAUGUUAAGUACAUGUCUCAAAUAUCGCCUAUAUUAACAUUUUCUAUGUAUUGCAGUCUCUUGGCAUGGAAUAAAAGUAUAAUGAAUUAUUAAUGAAUAAAAGUUAUAUGUCACUAAGACCUAUUAUUCUUAAGUUUCCAGAGAUUAAAUUUCUUUUUUUAACUGGUGCCACCUUAACUAAAUUUCUAACUGUAAAUUCCUAAUAUAGCCUGUUCUUGUUCCUAUCUAACAAGUCAAAUUAGAAAUACCUGUAAAAAAUGAGCUGCAAGGAGAGCAUAUAAUUUCUUCAUGAGCAUGUAACUUCAUCUUUCUUACAAAACCUCUAACAAACAUUUUAAACAGCAUUUUGUAGUUGCUUUAACUGAUAUUUGGAACACCUACUCUACUACAUUGUGCUCUUACACUGUUUCUAAAACUUAUAAUUAAAAAAAUAUUGGUGCAAAACCCUUAUCCAUAAUAAAGAUUCUAUGUCAUAAAGUAACUAGCAUUCUUUCUGUAAAAGAAUGUUAAAACUUAUUUUUUAGUCUUGUACUAUUUUUGAUUGAAAAUAAAGCUAUUGUUACUAUGUUCUUGGAAUGUAUGAUAUUUGCCA